AUGAGCUGUCAGUUGUCUGACCACCAGGUGCCGUCAGAUAUGUUAUUUUGCUCUGAAUCACCACUAAAUGGGAUAAGGGAUGCGAAAAGGCCCUUGUAUCCAACGUUCUUUGAUGAUAUUGCGGCACGUUUGCUUCCAGUCAUCCCCCUAAUAAUCUAUAGACUUAUUGAAAACGAUGCCAUAGAUGCAGCUGAAAGAGUUCUGCUAUUGUAUUCUACGUUUCUUCAUUACUAUCCUCUAAAUUUUACAUUUGUUCGUGAUAUACUUGCAUAUUUCUAUGGUCAUCUUCCAGGAAAGCUAAUUCUUCCGAUACUUAAAGUACUUGAUAUUAAGAAGAUUCCAUUUUCUGAGUCAUUCCCUCAACAUAUCAAUUCAACAAAUGCUGCUGUGACUCCCCCAUUAGAUUACUUUGCAACUCUUUUGUUGGGUCUUGUAAAUAAUGUUAUCCCUCCUCUGAAUAAUAACUCAAAAAGUGGACCAUUGGGAGAUGCUUCAAAUAAUACAGUGCGUGCUCCACAUAAUAAAAAUCAAGCAACAUCUCAGUCUGGGCCAACAAAUGCUUCUGAAGGCCAGAAGGCAUUCUAUCAGAUGCAAGAUCCUGGCACAUAUACCCAGCUGAUUCUUGAAACAGCAGUCAUAGAAAUACUCUCUCUUCCUGUGUCUGCAUCGCAAAUUGUAUCAUCGCUUGUUCAAAUAAUUGUUCACAUACAACCAACGCUUAUCCAAUCUAGCAAUGGUCUACAUGGAGCUCCUAGUAGUGUUGGGCAAGGUUCUGUUUUGCCAACUUCUCCUUCAGGAGGAAGCAGUGAUUCCUUGGGUGCAAGCAGAUCAACUCCUUCGGUUUCAGGAAUAAACACUUCUAACUUUGUUUCUCGAAGUGGAUAUACAUGCCAGCAAUUGUCUUGUUUGCUGAUCCAAGCUUGUGGCCUCCUUUUGGCUCAGCUUCCUCCAGAGUUUCAUGUUCAAGUCUAUAUAGAGGCGUCACGUGUAAUAAAGGAGAGUUGGUGGCUUACUGAUGGGAAAAGGUCACUGGGAGAGCUAGACUCUGCUGUUGGGUAUGCUUUGUUGGAUCCAACUUGGGCUGCCCAGGACAACACCUCAACAGCUAUUGGUAAUAUUGUGGCCCUGCUACAUUCUUUCUUCAGUAACCUUCCACAGGAAUGGUUAGAAGGAACACAUCUCAUCAUCAAGCAUCUCAGGCCAGUAACAUCAGUUGCGGUGUUGAGAAUAGCAUUUCGUAUUAUGGGUCCGUUGCUACCGAGGUUGGCUAAUGCUCAUGGUCUGUUCAAUAAGGAAACUGUACAAGUUUUAUUCGUUGAGAUAGAUGAGGGAGGUAAUAUUGUGGCCCUGCUACAUUCUUUCUUCAGUAACCUUCCACAGGAAUGGUUAGAAGGAACACAUCUCAUCAUCAAGCAUCUCAGGCCAGUAACAUCAGUUGCGGUGUUGAGAAUAGCAUUUCGUAUUAUGGGUCCGUUGCUACCGAGGUUGGCUAAUGCUCAUGGUCUGUUCAAUAAGCUAAAGUCAAUGCCCUCACUGUGGAGGUGA
Molecule: messenger RNA, 1545 nt
Organism: Ilex paraguariensis (yerba mate)
Lineage: Eukaryota; Viridiplantae; Streptophyta; Magnoliopsida; Aquifoliales; Aquifoliaceae
Source: the annotation of a GenBank genome assembly